AUGCUGUUUCUUGGAUCAAACUUCCUACUCCUUUCACUACCACUCGAGCCUUCAGUUGCUCAACCAAUCUCAGUCAAUUCAAUUAUUCAAAGGAACCUCUACCGACACGCAAAGGUCGAACUUUUGUUCCUUGGAUCAAACCCCACACCACUCGAGCCUUCAGUUGCUCAACCAAUCGCAGUCAAGUCAAUAAUUCAAAGGAAUCUCUACCGACACGCAAAGGUCGAGCUAGGCAUAUACCUUCUGUUGGACUCUGAACCAAUAGACAGCAAUGACAGUCUAUCUUCCCUAUCCUCUAGUGGACACCAAUCUUCUUCCUCAACUGAAGAUUAUUGGAACGAUUGCUCAGAAACUUCGAUCUCAUUUGAUGAAUUCAUCCCCGCUCACCUUUACACCCCUCGCCGGUUGCCCAUAGCUCAAUUGAUCAAAAACUGGUGGCGAUACCGUUAA
This is a messenger RNA of Puccinia graminis f. sp. tritici CRL 75-36-700-3, 450 nucleotides long. RefSeq lists its product as uncharacterized. Lineage: Eukaryota; Fungi; Basidiomycota; Pucciniomycetes; Pucciniales; Pucciniaceae. The record is from RefSeq and is a predicted model, not a curated record. The transcript has a single exon. Bases 1 to 450 code for a protein of 149 amino acids.